Messenger RNA from Magallana angulata, 8963 nucleotides. Its product is annotated as ATP-binding cassette sub-family C member 9-like. Gene Ontology annotation, cellular component: membrane. Gene Ontology annotation, biological process: transmembrane transport; potassium ion transport. Bases 183 to 5273 code for a protein of 1696 amino acids. The record is from RefSeq and is a predicted model, not a curated record. The transcript has 33 exons. Lineage: Eukaryota; Metazoa; Mollusca; Bivalvia; Ostreida; Ostreidae. Gene Ontology annotation, molecular function: ATP binding; ABC-type transporter activity; ATP hydrolysis activity.
AGUCGCCGGUAGACAAGAAAAGGUGUUGUUCGGCAAUUUCUGUCGCUGGCUAACAGGGGUUAUUUUAUGGGUCGUUCAAUCGGUUACCUGGUUAUUAUGCAAUCUGACCUCUAUUUAACGAGCGUGACGACCUCCCGUUAUAUACAUUUCAGGCAUCCCUCAAACUCAUAAGGACAGCGAACAUGUCGUUUUGCGGAUCAAAACACAGAGCGAGGAGUGUUGCUGAGGGUGUUGUGAAAAAUGAAUGUUUUGUAGAUGUUCUGAAUAUCGUGCCACAUGCAAUAUUUGUGCUUGUUAGUUUAUUUAUACUAAUAGUUUGGUGCAAAUCCAAGUACUACAAUGCUACAACGUGGGUGCAUUUCAGAGGACACAACGUACGGUGGACGUGUUCGUUAUUUCUAAUUAUUGUCAUUGUGACUGAGAUAUCUGAAGGGUUCAUGUCAGAUGCCCGAGAUCCAGACACUGUGAAUUUCCAUGUGUUUAUCCCACCCAUCAUCGCCCUCAUUGCAACCAUUCUCAGUCUUGUAUUUUAUCACAAUAUAGAACAGUGGAAUUCACCAAGAUUUUUACUUAUUAUUUUAGCCUACUGGCUAUCAGUGUUGCCAAUCAAAAUCCUGAAAGGUAUUUCUCUGUAUCAGAAUGGUACAACCUCUGCUCAUGUUAGAGUGUUGUUAACAUGGACUGAUGUUGCGCUGUAUGUGAUUUUAUUUGGUGUUGAGGUCAACGUCCUCAGGGUUCAGAAGUAUGCAUUCUUCAAGAAUCCUGUGCCAGCAAAAAGUCCAUCCGAUCUUGGAGGAAGCAAGUUUGUCUACAAGCAUGUCAAUUUUUUAUCCAAAGUCACCUUUUGGUGGCUGAAUGGUUUCCUUGUUGAUGGUUACAAAACACCUUAUGAACAAGAGCAUCUAGGAAAAUUACCAAAGGAUAUUCAAGUCGAAUCUGUGUAUAAAAAAUUCAAGGCUGUGUUUGAUGAUGAAUUGGAGAAAUGUCAAAAGAAUGGCAAAAAGCUGAACUUCCACAAAGUGUACCUUCGAGUGUUCUGGAAGAAUCUUUGCCUGGCCGGCUUUUUGAGAUUUUUCGGGGACAUCAUUCAGUUUGUCGGACCUUGGUGUAUUGAGCUGAUCAUUAAUUAUGCAUAUGCUCAGGUCAAGGUCAAGGAGGGUAGCAAUCCGACCAAUGGCAGCCCACUUGGAACUUCUCCGUCUACGGUUUCUAUCAUCCCAUACAACUCCUCCUCCAUGGUCUCCCUCUACAAUCAAUCCAUUGACAUGACCACUCCUUCAAAUAUGAAUUUGUAUAUCCCAUACGUUACUAGCCAUGAGUUUUUCUCCAAUGGUUUUGUGAUUGCUGUUGUACUCGUAUUAACCACAGCAAUACAGUCUGCAUGUCACCAGUACUAUGGAUUUCUCUCUAUUAACAUGGGAGCCAGUUUAAAAGUGGCUGUACAGGCGAUGGUGUACAACAAGGGCCUGCGCCUCUCGGGACUGGUCAUCAACUCGGGCCAGAUGACGAUGGGUCAGAUUCUGAACCACAUGUCUCAGGACGCCACCAAUCUGAUGAUGAUGUUCUUCUUCAUUCACUAUGUCUGGAGCGUACCCUUAACAGUUAUCAUAGCGCUGGUGCUGAUGUACAUGAAGAUGGGGUGGACAGCCCUGAUCGGGGGGUCAGUGGUGGUGAUGGCUGGUCCCAUACAGUAUCUGGUGGGCAAGGGAAUGUCCAACAUGCAGAAAAAAGUCAUGGCUCAGUCAGACAAAAGAGUCAAGAAAUGCAACGAGGCCAUUCAAGGCAUCAAGGUGAUCAAGCUACUGGCCUGGGAGAAGUUCUUCUGCCAUGACAUCCAGUCCUCCAGGAAGAAGGAACUCAAACUUCUCUUCUUCAAUUCCAUCUUCAGAGUUCUCUUCACUUUCAUCCUGGUCGCCGUACCAACCAUAGGAACCAUGGUGACGUUCAUCCUGUACCCAGACCUUGAGGGUAAGCCGUUAGACGUGGGUAAGGCUCUGUCUACUUUGGCCCUGUUCAACAUCCUGACCCUCCCCAUGGCUCUGUUCACCCUCUUCUGUACGACCUUUAUCACUGCCAGCGUCAGCAUCAAACGUCUGAUGCGCUUUCUGUUGUCCGAGGAAACGGAAGGUCUUGCGGAUAAAAACAAGACCCUGACCCACAGCAUUGGGAUAGACACCACAGACCCAGACGGGGUGACCGGGACAGAGGAUAUAAAACUGGACACGAUUGUGGAGUAUUGCAAUGGGACAAAAAAGAAUUCUACGUCCACGAGCCUUCAUAAGGAUGAGGAUAGCAGCAGUCAGAGUUCGCUGGGAAGCAACAUGUCUCGCACGCCAAGUCGAAGCCGUCAGAACAGUAAAGGCUCGCUGCUGGACAUGAUGGAGGGAACCCGGCGCUCCAGUGCCCAGACCAACUACUCAGGAACAGCUUUAACAGUGAAUGAUAGAAAGGACCCAGCGCGUCGCAGACACACCAGCGGGGUGUCCACCGAGGACGAGGAAGAAGUCUCGGAAAACCUCACUGUUAUCGAAGCCAAGAAUGUGUUUGAGAUCAACGACGGAGCUUUCUCCUGGCAUUUAGACCAUGAGGAGGAAAUAGCCCUGAAGGACAUUAAUGUUAAAAUACCUGUCGGGAAGCUGACAAUGAUUGUAGGUCAAGUGGGUUCAGGGAAGACGUCGUUGAUAUCUGCCAUGCUUGGGGAAAUGACAACAGUUAGUGGACAUGUGGAUAUCAUCAAAGGAGCUAACAUUGCAUUUGUACCACAGAAGCCAUGGUUACUGAACGCAACACUGAAGGAGAACAUCUUGUUUGGACAAGCAUUCAACUUCAGACGCUAUAACAAAGUAAUAGAUUCCUGUGCACUGAAACCUGACAUUGCAUCACUUCCUGCCGGAGAUGAAACAGAAGUCGGAGAGAAGGGAAUCAAUCUGAGUGGUGGACAGAAGCAGAGAAUCAGCAUAGCCAGAGCAUUAUACUCCAAUGCUGAUACUGUCAUUCUGGACGAUCCUUUGUCUGCGCUGGACGCUCACGUUGGGAAGCAUGUUUUCGAGGACGCCAUUGUUAAGCGAUUAGUCCGACGUAAAAGGUCUGUCAUCCUGGUCACUCAUCAGCUACAGUAUGUCGGUCACUCCAAUCAAUUGAUCGUGAUGAAGGAUGGGAGGAUACAGUACCAGGGGACGCUGAGUGAGGUCAAGAAGCAAGAGCCGGAGUUGUACGAGUCCUGGAGGCUGGCACUGAGAGAGGCCAAGGCCUCGGAAUCAAGUCGGGACCACCAUGAUGCCCCUAUGUCUCCGUCAGACGGUGCCCAUCCAUUUGACUACAGCAGGCAGAUCUCUGUACAGUCCAUUCUCUCUGGAGGCAGUCAACCUUUCAGCAGACAGAUGUCUGAGAUGUCAAACGCGGAGGAGGAUUGUAUAGAUGCUACAGAGCAGGAUCCCCUUAAGGAGAAGGAUGGACAGCUGGUACAGAAGGAACACAAGGAGGUGGGGGCCGUCUCCCUCCGCGUCUACCUGCAGUACGCCGCCGCCUGUGGCUACCUGCUCAUGGGUGGGAUGAUGAUGCUACAGGUGGGCUACCAUGUGUUACUGGCCUGGAGCAACAUCAUUCUGUCUUUGUGGGCGGAGGAAUCGACUGAGUUCCAGACUCGGCUAGCUCAACUCGGCUCACAAAACAAGAGCAGUAACAUCUCACAGACAUUUGACAAUCACAAAUACAUGUUUGACUAUAUGAUACUGAACAUUUUUGGCCUGGUUGGAGCCUUCAUUGCCAAUCUAGUCCUGUACUUGACCACACUGAGGGCUUCCAAGAAUCUCCAUUUCAACCUCCUGGACACUAUUCUUCAUCUCUCUAUCAGGUUUUUUGACACAAACCCAAGCGGUCGAAUUAUGAACAGGUUCUCAGCGGAUGUGGCAGGAAUUGACCAGCGAUUGCCUUUUAUUCUGGAGAGUUUUACCCGCUGUGUCCUGGUAACAAUAUCUGCCCUGGCCAUUAACGCGAUCGCAACACCCUACUUCCUAAUAGCGGUGGCUCCACUGGCCAUUCUGUACUACUGCUUCCAGUACUUCUUCAGGGCCACAGCCAGGGAGCUUCAGAGGAUAGAGAGUGUGACAAGAUCACCUGUGUUCUCUCACCUGUCAGAAACUCUCAGUGGGAUGCAGACAAUCAGAGCCUACAGAGCUGAGCGGCGGUUUAGAAAGAGAGCUUUUGCCCUCAUUGACAACAAUAAUACUCCCUAUGUUUUUGUGAUGGCUAUAAACAGAUGGCUUGGAAUUCGUCUGGACUAUAUAGGGUCUCUGCUGGUGUUUUUAUCUGCUAUAUCCAGUCUGGCCACCUGUCUGACCGGGCAGACCUCUCCAGCUUAUGUCGGCCUCUCAAUCACCUACGCUUUACAGGUGUCUAUCUACUUGAACUGGAUCGUCCGUAAUGCUGCUGAGCUGGAAUUGUCAAUGAACUCGGUGGAGAGGGUUGAUGAGUUUAUCCACCUGGAGCGAGAAGUUGACUUCCACCAUAAAGGUAACCAUAAACUGGAGAAAGGGUGGCCAGUGCAUGGAAAAAUAGAGUUUAGGAAUGUGAGUCUAAAGUAUGACAAGGACUUAGAGAAGGUGGUGACCAACGCAUCAUUCAUCAUCAACCCUGGAGAAAAGGUUGGAAUAUGUGGACGAACUGGGAGUGGAAAAUCCUCAUUGACCUUGAGUUUAUUCCGCAUGAUUGACAUAUGUGAAGGAGAAAUUUACAUCGAUGAGAAGGACACUAAGAGAGUUUCUCUGGAAGAACUGAGGAGUAACCUGGCAAUUAUUCCACAGGACCCUGUCCUGUUUACAGGGACAAUCAGGUAUAACCUUGACCCUCAAAAUGAGAUCCCAGAUGAGAAAUUGUGGUCAGCAUUGGAGACAGUCCAACUGAAGGAUUCCAUCACAGAGCUUCCCAAUCAGCUAGAUGCCAAUGUGUCAGAAGGAGGUGAAAAUUUCAGCGUCGGCCAGAAACAGCUGUUCUGUUUGGCGCGGGCGUUCCUCCGGGACAACAAGAUUCUUGUCCUGGAUGAAGCAACAGCAUCCAUUGACCUGGAAACAGACAAUAAGUUACAGAGAGUCAUCGCCUCUGCAUUCGGGGACAAAACUGUCAUCACUAUUGCUCAUCGGAUCUCAACCAUUUUAAAGUAUGACAGAGUUAUGGUUCUUGAAAAAGGAGAAGUCAAAGAAUUUGACUCGCCUCAAACUUUGCUCAAGAAUCCCGAAUCCAUCUUCAGCAGUCUGGUACACAGUAAGAAGAAGUGAACGCUGACAGAACGUCUGUGAUAACCCACCAAUCAGACUUAAACUUGACUUUGUGUGAUACAGUUCAAAGCUAUUGUUCAAAGUUCUUCCAAGAAGAGCAGGAGAUUUUAUGGCAUGUAUAAAAACAAAAUGAUAAUGUGAUUCUGUGGUAUUAUUUAUGUAAUGGUUUACUUUUUUAAUUGAUGUGAACAUAUGAAGUGGGGUUUUUUUUUCAUUGAAAUUUUUUGUGUAUAAUGCAUUCGUUGCUUUUUUGCAACUUGUAAAUAAAGAUAUAUCGAUCACUUUAUUUUGUAAAAAAAUCAGUGAAAUGAAGGACCAUUGGUCCUGGACGAAGGAGAGAUGCCUUCAAACUAGAGUCAUCAAUGUACCAUAUAUUGAAAAAAGUUCUUAGUGACAUACUUGUAUUCAGGGUUAAUUAUGCAUGAUAAAGGCAUUAAUUUACAUACAGGUAUUUGUCCUUUGGGAUUUGGUAUUUGUCAUAUGUCCUUUGAGAAAAAGACAAAGUGAUACUGAAGAAUAUCAUUUUUUGGUAAACAAUCUAAUAUCAUGUUUGUGAAUGCAAAUCCUUAGAGGAAUUUUUAGAUUUGUACAUACCUGUGGUUUCUGAUCAGAGAGGGGCAUUCAUAUCGUCUUGUACAACUCUGCCAGUGCUGAUUCUUUUGUAUGAUUCAGGCCUUGUUUUGUUUUGUAGUUGGCUGUCCAUUCAGUGUAAGUUAAUCAUGCUGUUAUUAGUUUUGCCAUAGAAAAUCAUUUGUUGCACAGGUACUAUUUCUUCAACAUUUGCCAUAUGGCAUUUUAUGACAUGAGUGUAUCAUGUGCCAUUUGUUAAUUUUUGUCUCAAUUGCCAUAUGACAUUUUAUCAUGCAUCAUAUGCCAUCCAUUAAUUUUCAUAUGAAUCGUCAUUUUUGUGCGAUUUGCUGUGUGAUAGUUUCAGCAUCUUUGCUGUAUGUGACAAUUUUUGUGUAUGUCAACUUCCACAUAUUCCAAACACUUAGUAGAACUCUUUGUGUUAUUGUUGUCUUAAUUAGUAAAAUAUGUCAUGACAAAACGAAUGCAAUUGUGUAAGAAAUGUUUUAUGUGUGGUUUUCACAACUUUAUUUUUUUCAAUCAUGAUUGACAAAACGUGUAUUGCUAUUACAAUCAUAUAUUGUAUUUCUUAUUUUUGUAUAAACGGACAAAUCUGACAAUGCUAUGAAAAAAUACUCAUUUUUUCCACUAUGUAGAAAUUAGAUAUUUUUUAAUGUGAUUACUGAUUACGAAGUUAAUUGUUAUGAAAUUGUUCUCCAAGAUUGACAUAAUGUGUCCAUUAGCACUGUUUUCGUGCAAAUUGUAACAGCGCUGUGUGUCCUGUAAUUCAGUGACGAUUGUUGGUGAUUGUUUGUUCACUUCUUUGAUCCAAAACUAUCUUUGUUUUUCUUUGUGUUUCUUUGUAUACACUUUCCUAACUUUGCUUUUUGUUUGUUCAAUCAAAGAAUUAUAUAUCUUAAACAAGUUUUAUUUGAUACAAAUAAAUAUGAUUUUUGUGAUAGAAGUAUGACUGCAAUGAUUUUUAUGUUUUCUGGUUUUUUCUGUUUUUUGAUUAUUUGUUGUGUUAUAAUUUAUCUGUGCUUUUUUAUCAAAAAAUUAUAUCUGCAAUGAACUAUAUGUUUUGUUUUGUUGGUUUAUUUGAUGCUUUUUAUUUUAUAUGUGCUUUUUGUCAUAUUAUCUUGUUGUUAGAUGUAAAUUUACUGGUAUUUUAUCAUUGUUUAUUCUUAUUUACUUGGCCAACUCUAUGAGUUUAUGAUAGCAGAUUUUUAUCAGUUAGCAAACAUUGACCAAAAAACUCUGCAACAUCUUCAGAAAGCGUCUCCCCUAUGAAGGAAACUGGUACUUGUUGUGAACGAACAAUAUCAAAAGUAUUUAAACAUGCAAUUUUCAAUUAACGAUUAUAAGUAUUUGUAUAUAAAUUUGCCAACGAUACAUAAAUAGUAUUGGUAGAUGCAGUUUCUAUGAUUGUGUCUAGUAUUGUAAACAAUAAAUUAAUGUAACUUGUAGAUGCUAUUUAUAUGGAAAUGGACUUUUAUUUAAACAUGCAUUGUUGAGAAGACAUUUACCUUACUGGUAAUUAAUUAGAAUUUUGGGCAACGACAGUGUCUUUAUUUUUUGUGAAAAUGGACAGUAUUUGAUUUAUUGAUGGGAAUUUAAGAAUGAAUUUUUAUCAAUCUUGUCAAGUAAACUUCAUAGUAAUAUUUUCCAUGUUAAGUUAGUUGUAAUAUUCUGUAAUGUGAGCCACAGUUAACAGAUUUGUUUUGUUAAUGACCUUACUAUUACAGAGAUUGUCUCGCACUGUAUGAUCAAUGUUUGUUUUUUAGUGGAGCAGUCUUGCUAGAGUCCUGUUUGGUGCUAUUCAUUUACCUAUACAGAUGUAAAGUACAGUAUGUGUACAGAUGUACAGCACCAUAUGCGUAAACCUGUAAUACGUACAAAAGGUUUACACCUGUAACAUAUGUAUAGUAAGUGUACACCUGUAACACAUGUACAGUAAGUGUACACCUGUAACAUAUGUACAGUAAGUGUACACCUGUAACAUAUGUACAGUAAGUGUACACCUGUAACAUAUGUACAGUAAGUGUACACCUGUAACAGAUGUACAGGAAGUGUACACCUGUAACAGAUGUACAGUACAGUAUGUGUACAAACUUCAAUUUGUUGUUUUAUAAUCAGGUCACUGUGUGUUAAAAAUGGCUAUUGGAUUAUAUUGUAUGAUAGAUUUUUAUUUCAUCUAAUUGAAUUGCGUGUAGAUGCUAGAUUAGAUAGGUAUAGUUUUGAUUAUACAUGUAUUAUCAUUAAUUCUUAAAAAAGUAGCAUCUUAUUUAUAUAACGUUUUACUGACAACAAUGGUCUUGGUGUGCAUGGGUGGGGACCAUAGAGGGGAUGGAUGGGCUGGGGGUGGGCCAUCUAAUUGUUUAGGACUAACAAGAAGAGUUGCUGUGAUUUACAUGUUUGCUGCUCAGGAUGCUUACACUGCCAAGACUGAGGAUCCUGAAGUCUGAUCAAAACUUGGCCACUGUGGCAAUAGUACCCAGUAGUACAUAGUACCCACUAGUAGUCCACAGUAGUACAUGUAGUGUAGUAUGACACAAGGUGAGCCAGGGUCCCAUGAUACAAUCUCUUUAUGACUAAGACCUCUUUGUAUUUCAUCAUUUAGUCUUCUUAUUUACUCCUGAAUAGCGAAUACAGGUGUAGGCAAGUAGCAGGGAACUUUUUCUUAUGCUUUUGCAUUAAAAAAAAUGCAUUCCUCUAACAUUUCUCUAAAUAUUUAAUCUGUGUAUGUAGUAAGUCUUUUUGGUUUUUCCUACCCUUAUACUUUGUGCCUGCUACUUUGACCAACUGAUCAAUAAUUUGUUAUUUAUUCUAUGGGAGGGAGAUGAUCCUAUUUUCUUGUAUAAAUUAGGGCCCAAACUCACCUAUGAUAGCCUCAGACAUUGCCAAGAACAAACAGAUAGUUAGAAUUUUCAGAGAUUUUUUUGUAUGUAGCAAUGCAACUUGUAAGAAAUGUGAAUAAUUUGAUGUUUCACAGAAGACGAGACUUUAGAAAACAAAUGGGGUACACUGACAAUAUAUUUUGUUGUACAGAAAAUUUUGUUUAUUUAGAUAUCAAUUUUACAAGUUUUAUGAAUUUUAGGAUCAAAAUAAAAAAGUGAGUGUAUA